This is a messenger RNA of Naegleria gruberi, 1932 nucleotides long. RefSeq lists its product as uncharacterized. The record is from RefSeq and is a predicted model, not a curated record. Bases 1 to 1932 code for a protein of 643 amino acids. NCBI's taxonomy places the organism in Eukaryota, Heterolobosea, Eutetramitea, Acrasida, Naegleriidae. The transcript has 2 exons.
AUGUUUCGAAACAGCCAUCAAGAGACGUCAAAUUUUGCAUCAGACGAAAGUGAAGAGAAAGUUGAAGAUACAAACGAUGAAUCAUUAGUGAAAAGAUAUGAAAAUGAAUUGGUACAUAUAACAGGAACAGAAAAUGUUUACGGGUUUAGUUCUUCAACAAGUGCAGAAAGAGUUUCGAAUAGUGAAUUGAUGGUUUUAGGAAAGGCUGUCACCGAAGGCAUUCAACGUUUGAAUAUUCAAGAAGAAACAGAAGAUGGUCCUUCUUCCGUCAUUAGUGACAAUCGAAUAGUUUCAGAGCCAUCAUUAUCACUCGAAACAUUAGUCGAAACUAUGCAACAACUCGAAGAUUCUCAGAGAACAAACUCGCAACCAAAUCAAACUCAACCUCUCACUUCAAAAUUCAUUCCCAAAGUAGAUCACAUACCACAUAAUGAUCCUCAAGAUUUGAAUUUACUUUCGGAUGCUUUCGGAUACAGCAGUGCUUAUUAUUGUUUCGGUUCUAAUGAAGAGAAUUUCCUUUCACUGGACUAUUCUGCACUUGCUACAAGUGGAGAUUCGUAUAAUGGUGAAGUGAUUUCAAAAGUUAUGAGAAAAUCCUUUACAAAUCAAUCAGUUGUUUUAAACGAAAGUCAACAAGCAAGGAGUGGCUUGGGAUUGGUAGAUACUAAUCAAAAUGUUGACACUUCUCCAUUCAAGGUUAGAUGUUUGGGUGGAAAUGAAGUAGUGGAACAUAUUAGAAUUGGUGCCUACAACUUGGGAGUUAUUACACGAAACCUUUCUAAUAACUUUUCUAAUGGAAACUCUAAAACUAACUGCUAUAUUUCUGGAUCUAACGAAAGAGGUCAAUUCGGCAGACCAAAAUCAUUUAAGGGAUCGAAUGGUCUCAUUAAAAUUGACCAUUUCGACAAGAAUAAUCUAACUUUGAAAGAUAUUGCCUUUGGCUCUUAUUUCACCUUAUUUCUAACUGAAUGUGGAAAGGUUUUCUCCUGUGGAGAGAAUGAAAAUGGUCAACUGGGAACCAAUUCUAUUUCCAACCAAUACGAAAUCAAACAAAUGCGUGUCAUUCAUCCAGAAACUAAACUAGAAGAAUUUGUUACUGACAUUGAAACUGGCGCCUUUCACACACUUGCCAAAACUUUGAGUGGAAACAUUUAUUCAUGUGGAUAUAACUGUUGGGGGCAGUGUGCCAUCUCUGAAAUUGAUGGAGAUGUCAUGGUUCCAACACUAAUUGAUAAAUUUGGAAAGGACAAGAUUGAGAUUGAAAGAGUUAUUUGUAUUGAACAUAAUACUUUCUUUAUUACAAAAGCAAAUCCAUAUUCUGAAAUUUAUGGUUGUGGAUUCUCAAAGAAAGGUCAAUUGGGAAAGGAUUUUGGAGAGGCAGUUAGAAAUCCAGUGAAACUGGAUUUUUUCACAGGGAAGGAUUUGAGUGUUAAGAGUGUGAAUGGUGGUUGGGGUCAUGUCUGUAUUGUAACUAAUGGAGGUCAAGUAUUCUCACAAGGAUUGAAUGAUUAUGGUCAAUUGGGAUUGGGUGAUUUAGAAUCAAGAAAAUCGCCAACUUUGGUUCCAUUCUUUGAUCAUCUUUACAAAAAUUGUAAACUUGAUAAGAUAGAACAAGUCAGAUGUGGAAGUUAUCAUUCUCUAUUCCUCACUCGUUCAGGAAAACUCUUUGGAUGUGGAUACAAUGAGAUGGGAUCCAUUGCCUUAGGAAAUGAACAUUCAUGGAUUUCCACACCAACCCUAAUUGUCCAAUUCCCAAAUUGCCUAAUUGGAGAACCAUUCUAUGAAUUGGAGGUUAAAACGUGGUGCUACACAACUUGCAUUCUUGUAAAGAAGAGAUUUAAGAGAAUUGAGAAUAUGUUUGGCAGGUUGAGGAAUUUAUUGGCAAAUGAAGAAUUUAAUUUUGGAGAUGUUAAGAUUAUUUCAUUGAAUUAG